Abrus precatorius (Indian licorice) is the source of this 1840-nucleotide messenger RNA. RefSeq lists its product as uncharacterized. Gene Ontology annotation, molecular function: protein binding. The coding region runs from base 216 to 1409 and encodes 397 amino acids. The record is from RefSeq and is a predicted model, not a curated record. The transcript has 7 exons. Lineage: Eukaryota; Viridiplantae; Streptophyta; Magnoliopsida; Fabales; Fabaceae. Gene Ontology annotation, biological process: RNA processing.
AGUUUUUUAGGUAGCAAUAGCUCUAGUUAUUCCACAUUCAUCGUUGGCGGUGUGGUGCUAAAAAGUUGAGUAGAGGGCAGACUUAUACAAGUUACGACCAAUCUAAUUACUUUCAUGUGAUUAGAGACUUUCCUCCUACGCUUCUUUAACGAAAUCACGUUCAUCUUGCUUCUUGUGGCUGCUUAGAGAUAUUGGACUACCUUGUUGCUAGCUUCAUGGAUGAGAUUCAUAGUCUCAAGUCAGCACUGGAGGAUGAGUUUCAGUCAACCUUGCAUUCAGCUCCAUCAUUUGCAAUAUACAACAACUCUCAUGGUGAUAAUGACACCGACCCAGAAGAUGUUUUGAAGAGAAGUGCUUUGAUUGGAAAGAGUUUGAAAAGCACGGAGAGUGGCGAGUUCAGCUUUGGGAGGAACAAGAUGGAUUUGAUUGAGGAAGGAGAGAGUGAUAAUGAUUGGUCAAGUGGGAUUCAGAAUUUGAGUAUUGAGGAGGAAGAUGUUGAACCAGCUAGUCCACCCAUGUAUCUGGCAGCAGGGCUUGGGGCUGAUGGAACUGGGUUUGGAUCUGAUAACCUUAUAAUUGAUGAUAUAUUUAAUCCCAACUUGCAAGAAAGUGGGGAUCUUGAAGAGUAUUACAAGAAGAUGGUUGAUGAGUAUCCCUGCCACCCUUUGAUUCUGAAAAAGUAUGCUCAGCUGUUACAGUCUAAUGGAGACCAUCAAGGGGCUGAGGGGUACUUUCUUCGUGCUACCCAAGCGGAUCCUAACAAUGGUGAAAUCUUGAUGCAGUAUGCGAAGUUGGUGUGGGAGAACCACCAUGACAAGGAUAGAGCAUUGGUCUAUUUUGAACGUGCAGCUCAAGCUGCACCUCAAGACAGCCAUGUUCUUGCAGCAUAUACUAGUUUUCUCUGGGAAACAGAAGAUGAUGAGAACAAAAGUGGAAAUCUUGAAAUUCAGAGUGACAUGGAAAAACAAAAGACUGAGCCUGAGAAACCCUCCAAAGAAGAAAGUGACCCAGUUAGCUCAUUCUCAAUCCCUGCAGCCAGACAAGAGGUUGAUGCAGCAAAUAUUACAACAGCUAAUUGCAGUGAAGACGAUAAUGUUGAAGAUUAUCUUAAGAAGAUGAUUGAUGAAAAUCCAAACAAUCCUUUAUUUCUGAAAAAGUAUGCUCAGUUUCUGGUUCAGUCCAAGAGAGAUCUUCAAGCAGCAGAGGAUUACUACUCACGUGCAAUAGUAGCUGAUCCCAGUGAUGGUGAAAUAAUGUCAGAAUAUGCUAAACUAGAGUGGGAACUUCAUCAUGAUCUGGAAAAGGCUUCGUUUUUAUUUGAGCAAGCAAUUCAAGCUACCCCAGGAGAUAGCAAUGUUCUUGCAGCAUAUACCUGCUUUCUCUGGGAAACAGAAGACGGGGGAAGCUGAAAUUUAAAGGCAGAGCCAUGUUCAAGAGAUCUGCUGCUGGACAAUUCCAUGACUGAUGCAAAUUCUCGAGACAGAUUGCUAAAGAAGGUGCAAAUAAAUGCUCAAAGUUAUAGGUGAAUAAAGAAAACCAUACACAAUCAAUACAAGGAAGCAGCAAGCUUAGCUCGUUCAGAAUAAAGAAAACCAUAUUUCUUUACUAAAUGUAUUUUUUUGGCUGAAGUUUUCAUAUUUCUAGAAUAACUUGCAGAAAGAGACAAGAAUCGCUUACGAAAUGACUUAUGAUUAGGUUAAAUGCUUGCCAAGUUCGAGAAAUCCCUUUCCCUGAGUAGUGGUGCAGUCAUUGAGAGUAUGUCCUGUCUAGUUAAUGACCUUGUGUGUCUCUGUCCAACGAAUAACGAUGAUGUCCACCCAUGCUAAUGUUUAAAAUUGAC